Pseudogymnoascus destructans is the source of this 978-nucleotide messenger RNA. RefSeq lists its product as uncharacterized. Lineage: Eukaryota; Fungi; Ascomycota; Leotiomycetes; Thelebolales; Thelebolaceae. Gene Ontology annotation, biological process: DNA-templated transcription. Bases 1 to 978 code for a protein of 325 amino acids. The record is from RefSeq and is a predicted model, not a curated record. The transcript has a single exon. Gene Ontology annotation, cellular component: nucleus; RNA polymerase III complex.
AUGGGCUCGACCGAACGGGACACAGUGAUUGACGACAAUGAGGAUGAUCCCAUACAAGCCUCGUACGAUGUCUACGUCAAACCCCAAUGGGAAGACGGCCGCCAGCUCUACAUUCUCCAAUUCCCCAACCGCCCCUCCCGAGAAGACUACUCCUCGACAAACGCCUCGCUACCUAUCGAACUCCGCCUAAAGCCCAAAGCUGGCCUCGUUGAGCUUGACGUCCCCCUCGAUCCAUGGACAAACUACGACCGCACCAAGGGCAUACAAUGGGGAGAGGCAAUGCGGAAGUCCAACGCCGCGAAAUCAAAUACCGGCACCGCGGGAGGACAGGGUGGAAGCCACGGCCUCGCUGGCGGCUUUGGCAUCGGCGGUGUGGCUCCCGGUCCAGGACGAGGGAGACAAGUCCAAGAAGACACACUAGCAGUCCAACAAGAGAUCCUCGAUGACUUCUCGGGUGGCAUAACGCGCCAACGAGUCCUCACGAAACAGACACUGGGCGGCCAGGUCGUGCCAAAGGAGAGCGCGAGCCCGAACUACUUCAUAGGCGCUUUCAGGAAGGGCCAAUUGCAUCUGAGCCCUGUGGAUGAGAUCGUGCAGAUGCGCCCACAGUUCCACCACAUCGACGCGACGGCUGAGCUGGACAGGUUGGCUCGCCCGAGGGCAGAGGCUGGGCCGGCAGGCGCGGGUGCAAGGGCGAUUCAUAUGACAGUUAAGACUACAGGGGAGGGGGAAGAGGAUGGACAGGAUAGCAUGGCGGAGCGAAUCAAGAAUGCACAGGAGGAGAAGUGGCAGAAGAUGCGGUAUAUUGACGAUAAUAGCGAUGCGGCGUGGGAGACGUUCGAGGAGCUGUUUGCGCAGGAUACGGAGAACUUGCCGAAGCUGGAGUCGGGGAUCGAUGACGCGACGUAUUUGGAUACGAUCAGUGCGCCGCGGGAUGAGGCGAGGUUGAGUAGGGCGAAGCUGGUUGAAAAUGAGUAG